GAAAUUAAAAGUCGUAUAAGUUAAAAGUAUCUCGUCUUCUUAUUUGGUUAGCAAUUUUGCAGUGCCCUUUUUCUUCCCCCUUAAAAGCUCUCUCACAAGUGAAAGAGAGUAAGACACAAGUUUGCUCACUCCAUUUUGAGCUGAAUCUCUUUAUUUGCAGGUCAAAUUAUCUAAGCUUCUGUCUUUCCAUUUUAUGCUCUUCUUUUUGUUAAUGGGAAUCCUAAGCUCCACCGAUUUCGAUCGUCGGCGAUCGGCGAUCGGCGAUUGGGAUCGUCGGCGAUCAAGCUGAAAUCUUAGGGGGAGGGGGAUUCAGCGAUUUUCCGGUAAAACUGGUCCAUGUGCUUAGGUUUGCUCAAGUUUUAUAAGUAAAAUAAAUAAAAAUAUAAAUAAAACAAAGGGUCCCUAUCUUUUUUUAUUCACCCACCUCUUAUCAAAUUAUCAAGCUUUAUUCUUUUCGAGAGGAAAAUAAUAUUAAUAUUAUUAAUAAUUUAGCCCCUCAGAUUUCGUUGAACCAGAGGUUGUGAUAAGUCAGUUACCAUAGUUUAGAGGAAGCUUACGUUUUGUAUACAUAUGGAGAAGAACAGAAACUCUCACCUCUUCCUUACAAAAUCAACAUAAAAUAAAAUAAAUUUUCUCUACCCUUUUUCUUUUUCUUCUUUAAAAUCCCAACCUGAAUCUAUUUUUCCAAGUCUUGCUAGAUAAAACAGAGCAGAGCCUUUUGAUUAGAAUUUCCCCCUCCCCUUAUUUUUGGGUCGUGAUUCUCUUCAAUUAUUGAGAGUUGCUGAUGGGUUUUUGAGGAAUCAUGGGUCUUUAUAUGUAAUUUUCAUGUCUUUGUUAUGCUGCCUUGAUCUUUGAUGACAUAUUAUUAAACAUGUUUGAGACUUGAAGUUUGCUGAUCCAAUCCAUUAUUUAAGCAAUUUAGAUAAUCUUAUUUGCCAAGUUUGGGCACUUCAAAAGUUGGGCAGUGCCCAUGGAUGCCACAACAAGCGGAACCCCUACCGUUCAAUACCAUAACAUACCUGAUCAGCCAAUUACAGCUAUUGUUGCUGCCCCUGUUUCUGCAUUUCUGCGACAAGUACGCCAUUGCUUCGGGGACUCCACUCCUGGAGAAUUCCCCUUAGCUGCCAAUCCUUCCAUUGUUCUUCAUGUUCUCACCACGUGUAAUUUGGAUCCUCAAGAUCUCGCAAAACUAGAGGCAACAUGCUCCUUUUUUAGGCAGCCGGCAAACUUUGCCCCUGAUUAUGAAUUGUCCAUAUCAGAGCUUGCUGCUCUUGACAUGUGCCAAAGAAGAGCUAUAUUUAAGCCAAUGACUGAUGAAGAACGUCAAAGUUUGAAGCAUAGAUGUGGGGGGUCGUGGAAAUUGGUCCUGAGGUUUCUGCUGGCUGGGGAAGCAUGUUGCAGGAGAGAGAAAUCACAGGCGAUUGCAGGGCCUGGUCAUAGCAUUGCUGUGACAUCCUCGGGUGCAGUUUACUCUUUUGGCUCUAAUAGCUCAGGACAGUUGGGCCAUGGCAAUACUGAAGAAGACUGGCGGCCUCAGCAAAUAAGAUCUUUGCAAGGCAUUCGAAUUAUCCAAGCAGCUGCUGGGGCCGGCAGAACAAUGCUGAUUAGUGAUGCUGGGAGAGUUUAUGCCUUUGGAAAGGAUUCCUUUGGUGAAGCAGAAUAUGGGGUUCAAGGAACUAAAUUAGUUACAACUCCCCAGCCUGUUGAGUCUUUGAAAGACAUAUUUGUGGUUCAAGCUGCAAUUGGGAACUUUUUCACAGCUGUGUUAUCCAGAGAGGGCAGAGUUUACACAUUCUCUUGGGGCAAAGAUAGCAAGCUUGGUCACAAAACCGAGCCAAAUGAUGUGGAGCCCCAGCCCCUAUUGGGGGCACUUGAGAACAUACCUGUGGUGCAAAUUGCAGCUGGAUAUUGCUACCUUCUUUGCUUAGCUUGUCAACCAAGUGGCAUGUCUGUGUACUCUGUCGGGUGUGGCUUGGGUGGAAAGCUUGGACAUGGCUCAAGAACAGAUGAAAAGUACCCUCGAUUAAUUGAACAAUUUCAACUUUUGAACCUCCAGCCAAUGGUGGUUGCUGCUGGUGCUUGGCAUGCUGCUGUUGUUGGUCGGGAUGGAAGGGUUUGCACAUGGGGUUGGGGACGUUAUGGGUGCUUAGGUCAUGGAAAUGAAGAGUGUGAAUCAGUUCCAAAGGUCGUAGAGGCAUUAAGAGAUGUCAAAGCAGUUCAUGUUGCUACAGGGGACUACACAACCUUUGUGGUAUCUGAUGAUGGUGAUGUAUACUCUUUUGGUUGUGGCGAAUCUGCCAGCCUCGGACAUAAUACUGCUGGUGAAGGACAGGGAAACAGGCAUGCCAAUGUGUUGAGUCCAGAGCUGGUAAUGUCAUUGAAGCAAGUGAAUGAACGGGUGGUACAGAUCAGCCUUACAAACUCGAUAUACUGGAAUGCUCAUACAUUUGCACUCACCGAGUCCGGGAAGCUUUAUGCAUUUGGUGCGGGAGACAAAGGUCAGCUAGGCAUAGAGUUAGCUAACAAUCAGACAGAAAGAGGAAACCCCGAGCGGGUUGAUAUCGAUCUCAAUUAGGAAUCCAAUGGCUUCUCCUCCCAUUUGCAUACACCAUGGGUGAUUCAUUAGAUUCUGGACAAUCACGCAUUGCAUGUGGUGUUUUAAGUUUCCCUGUUUAUUUUGUAAAUAGAAACAAGCAAAAAAUGAAAUUGUGAAGAUUUUAAGUUUAGGAGUAGCAAAGGGCCUUAAGUUGGUCUGAUUUCCUAAGAAAAAAUGGUUAGCACAUAGGCCUUAAGUUGUUAAUAGCUGAAACAUCUCUGUUCAGGUUCAUUGAUUACUUAUGUUAAAAUUGCAUUCUUAAA
Molecule: messenger RNA, 2859 nt
Organism: Gossypium arboreum
Lineage: Eukaryota; Viridiplantae; Streptophyta; Magnoliopsida; Malvales; Malvaceae
Product: ultraviolet-B receptor UVR8
Exons: 7
Coding region: 971-2575 (534 amino acids)
Source: RefSeq, a predicted model, not a curated record